Plenodomus lingam JN3 is the source of this 1377-nucleotide messenger RNA. NCBI's taxonomy places the organism in Eukaryota, Fungi, Ascomycota, Dothideomycetes, Pleosporales, Leptosphaeriaceae. The record is from RefSeq and is a predicted model, not a curated record.
AUGUCGGUACCAGCUGGCUGCCCGUCGAGCAAUAAAUCGCCUGCAGGGCCCCCGGGCAUGGCGAGGGAUCGGGAUGAGCGAGGCACGCGAUACCUCGCCGACGACCACCACCGUGAAGACGAGCGCCGCCAUCGACGACGGCACAAAUCCCGCGACCACAGCGACGACACCAGACGUGAACGACACAAAUCCCGCGACUACGACGACGAGGCCAGGCGGGAACGACGAGAACGCAGACGCGCCGAAGAGGCACGGCGACAGGCAGAAAUCGACAUUGAUGAUUUGAGAGCGCGGCGAGAAUCCUACUACAGCCGGGGUGAAUCAGACCGGCGUGGUGAACGCAUGGCACAGGAACGACGCAUGGACUCGGCAAAGGAAAAGUCUCGCAGCAGUCACCGUGGCGAACUCAGGCGAGAUGGCUCACGCCGUGUGAAGCGAAAGGAGGCCGUGGAGGAGAGAAGUGAUGACUUUGUCUAUGGACGACCCAAGUCAAGGGGCGUGGUCGAAGACGUCAACGUUCGAAGGUCUUCUGCGCUCAGGAGGAGUGAGGAGGGUGGAUCCUCCAGGACAGCCUACAGUCCACGGUCGGGCUCCGGAUCUACUUCUGGUCGCAGGAUGGAGCUGCCAAAAUUGAGCAGAAGUACAUCAAUCCGCGAACAGAGCCGUGGAUUCCUGUCAUCGAGACAAUCAGUGCGACGUACAAGCAACGUAAAAUCGCCGCCGUCACCCGCACCAGUCACCCGCACACAGUCUGCCAAGGAACCUUCUCGAAAAGGGGGCAUUCUAGCAAGCUUGUUCCGGCCUCCCCAAUCGCGAACCCCUGUUGCCGCCACACGCAAGGAAGUCCCAAGAUUAGUUGACUGUCUUGUCUGUAUGAACGAUGACCUGCCUGUCAACAAGACCGUUAAGCUUGCCUGUGGCCAUCGCAUGUGCCACUCAUGCUUGAAGCGCCAAUUCACCCUCUCUGUCCAAGAUCCCCAGCACAUGCCCCCCCGAUGCUGCACGACAGAGCAUAUUCCACUCAAAUACGCUGAGCGAUUAUUCGAUGAUAAGUUCAAGAUCUUAUGGAACAAGAAAUACCAGGAGUAUACUACGGCAAAUCGGCUUUACUGUCCUUCCAAGGGCUGCGGACAAUGGGUCAAGCCUUCACGGAUUCGGAUGGACCUCACAUACGGCCGGAAAUAUGCACGAUGUGGCUCCUGCCAGACUAAAAUAUGUGUUCUCUGUAACAGUAAAUUCCACACGAGAAAGGAGUGCCCAAAGGAUGAGGAGACCAAUCGCUUAGUAGAGAUGGCCAAAGAGAAAGGCUGGCAGAGAUGCUACAACUGCAAGGCUGUGGUGGAGCUAAAGGAGGGAUGCAAUCACAUGACUUGGUAA